AUGCUGCGACGACAAGCACGUUUACGAAGGGAAUACAUUUAUAGAAAAACUAUUGAAGAACGAGAGAGGACUAUUCAAGAGAAAAAGGACAAACUCAAGAAUGCAAUUGACGAAAACAAACAGAUCCCAACAGCCCUUAAAGCUGAUGCUAUAUCUUUACAGAAGACAUUGAAUUGGGAGGAUGAAGGUGCAGACGGUCUGACCACAAGUAUUGAUGAUGAGUACCGCUGGGCAGGAGUAGAGGACCCUAAGAUAAUGAUAACCACAUCUCGAGACCCCAGCUCCAAGCUGAAGCAGUUUGCCAAGGAGAUGAAGCUGGUAUUUCCCAACUCCCAGAGAAUUAACAGAGGCAACUACAGGAUGGAGCAGCUGAUGGAUGCCUGUAGGGCUAAUGACAUCACAGAUGUCAUCAUGGUUCAGGAGCACCGAGGUGUUCCAGAUGGCCUUGUUGUCUGCCAUUUACCAUAUGGCCCGACAGCGUUCUUCACACUGGCAAAUGUUGUGAUGCGACAUGAUAUCCCAGACGUGGGCACCAUGUCUGAGGCCUACCCUCAUCUCAUCUUCAGAAACUUCACAUCUAAGUUGGGUUUGAGGGUCAAGGACAUCUUGCGGUACCUAUUUCCUGUCCCUAAAGAAGACUCUAGGAGAGUGAUGACGUUUGGAGUUGAAGAUGAUUAUAUUUCCUUUCGGCACCACAUCUACAAGUUUGAAGAGAGGCAGGUGCAGCUGAAAGAAGUGGGGCCGAGAUUUGAAAUGAAAUUGUACAAGAUAGUCCGAGGAACCGCAGACAAACUAAACAUUGCUGAUGAUGAGUGGGUGCACAGACCAUACAUGAACACCGCCCGCAAGAGAAAGUUUUUGUCUGCAGAAUAG
Candidula unifasciata is the source of this 873-nucleotide messenger RNA. The record is from the annotation of a GenBank genome assembly. NCBI's taxonomy places the organism in Eukaryota, Metazoa, Mollusca, Gastropoda, Stylommatophora, Geomitridae.